GAUUUUUCUACGAAUUAUUUAUUUAACCAGUGUAGUCGUUAUAUCCAUGCUGCUACUCAAAGAAACGUCGCAACACAUGUUCAACGAUAGCAUUUAAUUUCGAAAAUGAUAACAGGACUUCAUAUUUGUUGUUGUGGCUGAAACUUGACACUGAAAGAGGACCCGAGUUUUGACUCCCCUUCUCGGGAACUGGUGGUGGUGGGGCAGUCUCUUGGAAUACAUUUUGGAAAUGGCUCCUCAUAAGCACGGCUCUUCAGCUGGAAAUCACACUGGUACCGGCUCAGUAGCUUUUGGCACUGGAGGAAAAAACAAUGGUGGGUUCUACCAGUCGUCUGCUGCGGUGGCUGCAGCCAAGAAGCCCAACAUGCAACUCAUUCAAGCUGACCACGAAUUGUUCCUGCAGGCCUUUGAGAAACCAACCCAAAUCUACAGGUUCCUCCGCACCAGGAACUUAAUAGCCCCUAUAUUCUUGCACAGGACUCUCACCUACAUGUCCCACAGAAACUCAAGGAAUAAUGCUAAAAGGAAAAACUCCAGAGUGGAUGAUCUACUGUUCAAAGUGGAGAAGAUGAGGGGUGAACAAGAGACACACUGCUUGUCGUCUCAUCUUCAGCUCACGUUCACUGGCUUCUUUCAUAAAGUUGGGAAGCCAUCUCAAAACUGUGAGAAUGAGCAGAAUUCUGUAUCUCUGGAGGUGCUGCUGGUCAAAGUCUGCCACAAAAAGAGGAAGGAUGUGAGCUGUCCAGUGAAGCAGGUCCCUACAGGGAAGAAGCAGGUUCCUCUGAACCCAGACACCAGCCCCGGAAGCCAGGCCAAGCUGGGAUCCUUCCCCUCCUUACUGGUUCCUAGCAGUGAGUUUGAGCCCAGCAAUUCUCAUAUGGUUAAGUCCUACUCCCUUCUCUUCAGAGUGUCAAGGCCCAGCGGCAGCUGCACCUCCAGUUCCGGACACACCCGAACACAGAUCAAUGGCCUGACCAAUGGAGAGACUCACUACAACAGAGACGUUACAGAGGAAAUGGCAAGCAGGAAAAGGAGGAGCUCCUCUCUCAGAGAAGAGGGAGAAACCACGUUUGUGGCCCAGAUGACUGUGUUUGAUAAAAACAGGCGUCUGCAGCUAUUAGAUGGGGAGUAUGAGGUGUCCAUGCAGGAGAUGGAAGAGUGUCCUGUCAGUAAGAAGAGAGCAACAUGGGAAACCAUCCUAGAUGGAAAGCGUCUACCUCCGUUCGAGAGUUUCUCCCAGGGUCCCACCCUCCAGUUCACCCUGCGCUGGACGGGUGACAACCCCGAUGGCUCCACAGCACCCGUGGCCAAACCUCUGGCCACACGCAACUCUGACACCAACCACGACAGCAGACCUAGCACACUGAGAGCUACACACACAUUGGCUGUUAAAGAAUCCAUCAGCUCUGAUGUUCAAACCAGAAGAGAGCACGUCCCAUUUGAGCCUCGGCAGAAACUCCGCAUUUUCUACCAGUUUCAGUAUAAUAAUAACACACGGCAGCAGACAGAGGCAAGAGAUGACCUCCACUGCCCCUGGUGUACCCUCAACUGCAGGAAGCUCUACAGUCUGCUCAAACACCUGAAACUUUCCCACUCUCGGUUCAUCUUUAAUUAUGUGCCCCAUCCUAAAGGAGCCAAGAUAGAGGUGUCCAUAAAUGAGUGCUAUGAUGGAUCAUAUGUGGGCAAUCCCCAGGAUAUUCAUAGCCAGCCAGGCUUUGCCUUCAGCAGGAACGGCCCCGUCAAGAGAACUGCUGUAACACAUGUUCUGGUCUGCAGGCCCAAAAGGACAAAGCCCAGUCUGUCAGAGUUCCUGGAAUCAGAGGACGGUGAUCCGGAGCAGCAGAGGACCUACAUCAGUGGCCACAACCGUCUCUACUUCCACAGCGACAGCUGUGUUCCCCUGCGACCUCAAGAGAUGGAGAUGGACAGCGAGGACGAGAGAGAUCCUUACUGGCUCAAAGAGAAGACUGUCAUGCAAAUCGAGGAGUUCACUGAUGUCAACGAGGGGGAAAAGGAAAUCAUGAAGCUGUGGAAUCUCCAUGUCAUGAAACAUGGCUUCAUAGCAGACAACCAGAUGCACCAGGCCUGCUUGCUGUUUGUGGAACACCAUGGCACCCACAUUGUCCAGCACAACCUCUGCCGCAACUUUCUCCUGCACCUGAUCAGCAUGCACGACUUCAACCUGGUCAACACGCCCACCAUUGACCAGGCCAUGGCCCGACUUCGCCUGGUCCAGAGUCACAUGCAGGCUGCUCAGAGAGCAGGCGACGAGGAAGAGGAGGAAGAAGAGGAAGACUGGGAAACAGCUGUUGAGUCCCAACCAGAACCAGACCCCGAUCCUGAUCCCUGCGAAUACAACGUGUGUAGUGAGGACAUGAGCAGUGGCUGCCUGGAGAACGGCGGGCAGCACAAGGAGCAGAGUGACGGCAGUGUGAAGACAGACCGGCUGUGUAAGAAGCAGAAACUCUGAGGCUCUGCCUUGCAACUGAACUGCCCGCCUUGUGUUGCUGUGGGAGGAUGCCCAACACAGACCAAAUCACAGACAAGUUCCCUAACAAACUCUGUACCACAUAGAUCACAACCAGAUUAUUGCAGGGAUUCCAGUUACUUCCUUCAUAAUGUCAUUGAAAAAGGGACAUUCUGUCUCAUAAUGAGCUCCAAAGGAACUUGAAGUGUUUGUGGAAGGUGCUUGUUUGUUUGACAUUGUAUUCACAGGAGGAGGGCAGAUGAGGCGUUCUGAAAACUUGAAGAAUCAUUUCUUUUCACCUUUUCUAGUCCAGUGGUUUUCAAAGUGGAGUACGAGCCCCCCCAGGGAUCCUUGAGAUUUCCAAGGGGGCCUCAGCAAAAUGAGUAAUAAUUGAAAUGCAUCUGAACACAGCUGCACAAACAUUUAAACAAGAAAUCUGAUCCAGCAUCACUGAUCUGACCUUUCAACAUCAGUUAAAUCAUUAUAAGUAUAGUUUUCUUGUUAAUUAAAAAUGAUUGAAUGAUGAAUAAUGACUAAAAAUGAAUUUUUAGUCAGUUUACUCAUUGCCUUCAUCCCCAGACAUAAAAAAAUAAAUAAAUAAAUUGCUGUAGUAUCUGAAGAAUUGGCUGGAAAAAAAACAGAAAAUUUGCUUAAAUAGCCUCGACAAAACUAUUUAUAAUGAUUAGAAUGAUGUAUUUAACCAUCAGAUCAGUGACACUAGGUUGAACCAGGGUCACUAGAGGGCAGAGGGACUUACCAGGGGACGUACCAGUCCCACUUGUGGGUUGGGAAUAUGAAGAAAGUCUGAAAAGCCCUGUUCAGGUCCAUGCUGUGUGUCAGGACAGCAGCUCACAGCCAUCAUCAGUUUCCAGCCAUCCUUUCCAGCUCUCAAAAACAGUGAGGCCAUGUGGUUGCCAGGUCCUCUCUUUUCCAUCCCCCCCAGAGGAUCUGAUCCCAUCUCUAGGAUUUUCCUGUGUCUUCCUCAAUGCAAAUCAGACAUCCUUCCCCACACUCUUGUAGUAUCUUCCACCAAAGGGUUUGCUGUCAUUACUGAUGUGACUAGUUCUCUGAAUACCUUUUACUGGUGCUAGAUCUUUUUAUUUAUUCUGCAGCAAACACUGAACAUGCUACUCUGACCUCUGACCUGGUUAUACUGUGUAUAUAUUUCCUCUGUGCAGCUCUGCUCCACUGAGCCCAGGAUGAACCAACUGCAGCUCCACAUGUUUAGUUCUUAACACACAUCUGCUUGCUUUUUUUAUUCCGGGGUUCUCACUAUUUUAAGGAAAUCUUGUUCCAAGAUGUUUAAGAACAUAUUCAGUGACUUAUGUACAAGCUAACUGUUUCUCACAGGUCACCUUAGAAUGCCUCAAAAUAGCUCAAAAUUGUGUGAAAUUUAUUCCACAACACAUUGUGCAUUGUACAGGACUCUGUGGGGGAAAAAAAAUUAAUGUCAACAACCGUGUGUUGAUCAAAGCAUAAAUCGAAUGUGUUUUGGACUUUUGGCUUUCCAUACACGUGAUAGCAGUACGCCAAAACAUGACUUGUUGGCGUGAACACUCGCUGAAACAAGCUUUCAGGAGCUAAAGACGUUUAACAUGAGCUGAGGAAAACAUUUUAAUGUGUAACCUCAGCUGAAUUUCCCAGAAUCUCACUAAUAUUUCCAGGACAUUUUGACAGUCUUCAAUUUUUGUUUGCCAUGGCUGGAAAAUUUGUCUAUACAUUUCCAGGUUUUCCAUGCAUGGGAACCCUGUCCUCCCACUGCUGCGCCCUGCCCACCGCACCUUUUGACUUUGUACAUACAGGCGUGAAGUGGAUAAUGUUUCAGGAACUCAUUCAUAUAUAAUAUGGUGGGUUUGUGUAGGAGCCACAAGGCAGCCAGGAAGUUUUGUAGUUUCUUAGUUUACAGACCAAAGGGGAUUGCUGCACAUUUGUUUUGUCUUGUGAAGAUUUAGGAGGCAACAAGCUUUUUUUUUUUUUUUUUUUUUUUUUUUUUCUUUUUUCUUUUGUGUCCCCCCUCCCUUUUCCUGCUGACUAGCUAGACUCAGGCUGCAUCUCUGAGCUCACAUCAUUUACUGUGGUAGAUGCAAUUCCUUAAAAUAACCCAGAGUUUAAUAUCAGUAGAACACCUGCACAUGAAUAAAGAGCACAUAAUGUAUCAUUUGAGUCCAAACGUUAAUGCUGCCAUUCGUUUUUGUUUUACUUCUCUAUUGGCUUGUAUGCAGUAUGAGCUUUCAGAUGGAGACACUGAUGAGGAUUAGUGCUCAGCGUUGAUGCAUGUGUUGCCUUGAGAUUUGGUGUGAGAAGUCAGGAGAUGUGUGUGUGUGUAUAUAUAUAUAUAUAUAUAUAUAUAUACACACACACACACACACACAUAUAAUUUUUUUUUUAUUUUUUUUUUGAAUAUUUCUUAAUUGUGGCCCUGCUCUCUGAAAGCUUUACAUCAAUACACCAAGUUGAGCUUGAAGUCUGAUGCUUAGGAACACAGCAUGUAGGAAUCUGGUUUGCUGCUGCUAGUCAGUCCAAACUGAUUCAAAAUGUUUGAUUCAUGUGUGACAAAUAAUUGGAUUCCUCUGAACUGAAAACAGUUGAGAACGCUGUUUCUGUUGUCCAGACUUUAAUUUUGAUGAAUAGCAGCCUGGAGGGAACCUGCUCCAGCUGACUGGGUUUUUGUUGAUUCACACAAGACCAGCAUCAUUUUGCACAAGAUGGGAGGAGCCAUGUCAAGAAUGAACUUUGUCCAACAAUGUAAAACCAGCCUGAAAUUGUGAACUUUGUAUGAAUCAUGGAGUCAGAGAAUGGUUUUCUAUUUAAAAGAAUAAAGAGUUUUGUACUAUU
Messenger RNA from Myripristis murdjan (pinecone soldierfish), 5302 nucleotides. Its product is annotated as polycomb protein suz12-B-like. The transcript has 17 exons. The coding region runs from base 230 to 2470 and encodes 746 amino acids. Gene Ontology annotation, molecular function: chromatin DNA binding. Gene Ontology annotation, cellular component: nucleus; ESC/E(Z) complex; RSC-type complex. Lineage: Eukaryota; Metazoa; Chordata; Actinopteri; Holocentriformes; Holocentridae. The record is from RefSeq and is a predicted model, not a curated record.